UUUCAGAAAAUGGAACCUGGUUCGGGUUCUCCGUUAUCGGCUCGAGCGAAAUUUCAAUUCGAAGGUUCAAAUAACGAUGAGCUAAGUUUCGACAAGGAUGACAUCAUCACAAUAACACAGCAGCAAGAAGGCGGAUGGUGGGAAGGAACACAUGAAGGAGUGACCGGAUGGUUUCCGUGUGCCUAUGUAACUCUCAUCACAGAAAAAGACAAACUCCAGCGAUCUCGAUCCGUCCCAAAUGCAACUGCAAAAGAAGUGGUAUCCGUCGGAGCUCAACCAGAUUAUCGAGACCUUGUGCUCAAAAGUUAUAUUGAAUCGGAAAAGGAGUACAUGCAAAGCUUGCUCAAAACGUUGCAAUCUCUAUUGAUUCCAAUUGGGGCAUCUAAAAUCUUGACGGCUCCAGAAUACUGUACGUUGGUUGGGAAUUUCGAAGUAAUUUACACUCUGAAACGUGAUCUUUUUGAACAACUGGAGCGUGAGCAAAAUGAGGAGCUUCCAAAAAUGAGAGUCGGUGGAAUGUUCAUGAAUGCUGCUCUUGAGCUCAGAACGGCACUAAUGAGUUAUGCUGACAAUCAUCCAGACGCUGUCGAAGUUCUCAAGAAGAAACAGAAGGAGUUGGAAAAGGUGGUAAAGUCGCAGGAUCGGGAGUACAAGGAAUUGGUGUUAGGACUCAGUGAGCCACUCCGGCACGUCGAGAGGUACUACAACUUGCUCCAGGAGCUUGAGCGAAUUGUUCCGGCGAAUCAUCCGGACCGUGGAGAUUUACAACGUGGAUCGGCAGUUUUUCGGGAAACAAAGGAUUUGUGUGAAACCCUUCGUAAGCAGAAAGAAGCCCAACUCGACUUCUUGUUUGUGUCAAAAGUGGACAAGGUGGUUUCAGCGUCAGAACGAGGAUCUAUUCUCUAUGUGGGUGUUGCAAAUGUGGAAUACAAGAAAGCGGAUGCAGUGGAUCGAUUCGUGGCAUUGUUCACUAAAUACAUUAUGUUUUUCGAAGUCACCAAGGAUAUGACAUACGACAUUAAGGAGAAGUUUACAGUGUCCGGUUUUAUUGUUCGGAAAAAGGAAGCUACUGAAAUUUCAUUUGAUCGCCCCAACACUGGAGAAUUCACUCUAACGAUGGUUUCAACCGGGGGUGAGGUGGAGAGAUUCCUUGUUGCUUUGGCGAAAGCUGAAAACGUGGCAAUCAUCACUCCGACGACAACUAUCUUGAGGAGACCUUCCAAAAAUGCUAACGAUACAAUGAAUCAAUCACAGACUCAAGGAGCAGAGACUCCUCUGGUCGCAAAACCCCCACUUCAUCCCCCAGGAAACUCGGAUCAACAGUAUAGUAUGAUGAACAAAAGAAAAAGCUCGAAGAACUUUGAUGACAGUUUAAACUUGGGAAAUAUGAAGUUCGAUCAUGAACUCGGAAUGGUGCUCCCUGAAGGAUUUGAGCUGCCAACAAGCAGUCGCAAUUCAAGGAAUACUGCAGAUAACCUGCAAUUCUCCCAGUUCCCAUCGUUUUUCCUAAGCGGGAACGCCGGCAAACGAGGUGAUCGUAACAUUCGACUUCGAAAAGACGCGGCUCGUGAUGAGGAGAUUGAGUUUGAGACACUUCGAAUUUUGGAAGGAUACUGUGUGGAAACUGGUGGCGGACAGUCGGACUUCCAUGCAAAUGAAAGUUAUCAACAACCACAUUUGAUUGUUGCAGAAGAUGAGAAGAUUCUGAUGGAGGAGAUGAUUGGAGAUGAAGUUGUUUUGCAAGAGAAAAGUAUUGUGGAUGCUGUGUACGCCAUCAAAGAUCAACUUUCGUUCCUUCAGACCGAAUUUCAAAAACUAGCAAAAGUUGUUGAAUCCGAACAAAAAGCACGCCGUCGUCUGGAGCACAAUUUGCCAAAAAUGUCUGGGGUGAUCUCGCCAGAUGGGAGUUCCAGUACUCCAAGAAAGGAGAUCAACUCGUUUGACUUGUAAACUAGUUGAAAGCGUUUUCUCGAAUGAGUGAGAGCGCUAGAAAUUACAAAAAAGUCAUUGCAAUUAACCUGUUGGUGCGGUGCUAAAAAGCAUUUUCAACACCUAAUUAUCAAUUAGUUUAAAGUUUGAUUCUAGUAACGUUCAUUUAAAACUUUGUUUUCUUUGUUUUCUUAAGUUCAUCGUCAAAGUUAUGCCAGUAGAAUGAUCGAAAGCGUUGAAAUAUUAUCAUUAAAUGGUUGACUUUUGUGAUUAUUGACUUAACUUUUUAUACUCAAUCAAAUCAGUAAAUAUAAAAAAGGACAGUCCAAAUUAUCCUUGGAAGUACGGGAAGCUUGACUGAAACCAAAAAAAAAACAAUUUUCGCAUAUUUUUUUUUUGAAUUUUCAAGUUAGCUGGUUUGUCAUUUAAAUUUUUAAUUUGAACAUCGGAAGCCAUGCAAAUGUUUAUGUCAGGCUAAAAAGACUGAAAAAUUGAAAAUUGCCAAAAGUAGCUUCACUAGGAAAAUCUGUUUUUGUUGUUUUUUCAAGCUAAUAUCCUCACAGAACUCAUCUAGAGACUUGAUUUUUUUUAUUUACCAGAUGGACUAAAAAUCAAAUGUCCAAUUACAAGUUUAUAUUUUCCUACUUAAUUCUAUUUAAUUUAAUUAUUUGAACCCAUAUCAAACAUUAUUUCCUUCUCCGUCUUCCUUUCGCACUCCCAGAAAAUACCAACAACCACGACCUCUUCCUUCUCGACUUUAUUACUCCUCUAUUUCUCCAACUUUUCUCGACCUAUGUGCCUUGACUCGACCACCUCUUUCGUGUUUUUUUUUUCACAAAUCAAUGUUGUUUUUUGCCUGAUUUCCGAUUUCUUAGCAUUUAUAUAUUUUUCCAAAACAGAAAUCGUUUGGUGUUGUGUAACUUUCACACUUUCUUUGUAUUUUGUUUCUCACUUUUUUCUCUAUUUCUUAUUUUACAUUUUUCUGAAUAAAACAAUAUUUAAUUAUA
Molecule: messenger RNA, 2936 nt
Organism: Caenorhabditis elegans
Lineage: Eukaryota; Metazoa; Nematoda; Chromadorea; Rhabditida; Rhabditidae
Gene: pix-1
Product: SH3 domain-containing protein
Exons: 15
Coding region: 10-1950 (646 amino acids)
Molecular function (GO): guanyl-nucleotide exchange factor activity
Source: RefSeq, marked reviewed